This is a messenger RNA of Talpa occidentalis (Iberian mole), 5982 nucleotides long. RefSeq names its product RNA polymerase I subunit F (gene POLR1F). Gene Ontology annotation, cellular component: RNA polymerase I complex. NCBI's taxonomy places the organism in Eukaryota, Metazoa, Chordata, Mammalia, Eulipotyphla, Talpidae. The record is from RefSeq and is a predicted model, not a curated record. Gene Ontology annotation, biological process: DNA-templated transcription; DNA-templated transcription initiation.
CGCCGUGGGAAAGCGACGAGCCGCAUGGCUGCGGGUUGCUCGGAGGCUCCUCGGCCCAAGGCGGCCUCUGCGGGGCCCGUCGUGACACCAGCGGGCGAGCUGCCUUGCCUGGAGCUGCCGACCUACGCCGCCGCGUGUGCGUUGGUGAACAGCCGCUACUCCUGCCUUGUGUCCGGGCCGCACCGGAGGCACAUCGCUCUGUCGCCGCGGUACCUUAACAGGAAGCGCACCGGCAUCCGGGAGCAGCUGGACGCAGAGCUCCUGCGCUAUUCCGAGAGCCUUUUAGGUGUCCCCAUUGCAUAUGAUAACAUCAAAGUAGUGGGUGAACUGGGAGACAUUUACGAUGAUCAAGGACACAUUCAUCUUAACAUUGAAGCAGAUUUUGUUAUUUUUUGUCCUGAACCAGGGCAAAAGCUUAUGGGUACAGUUAAUAAAGUAUCUUCCAGCCACAUUGGCUGUUUAGUACAUGGGUGUUUCAAUGCCUCCAUUCCUAAACCUGAGCAGAUGUCUGAUGAACAUUGGCAAACCCUGGAGAUAAAUGUAGGUGAUCAACUAGAAUUUGAAGUAUUUCGUUUGGAUUCAGAUGCUGCUGGAGUAUUCUGCAUUCGGGGAAAAUUAAAUAUCACUAGUUUACAGUCCAAGUGCUCUGCAGUUUCUGAAGAAGUAACAGAAGCUGGCACUGAAGAAGCUGUUGAAAAACCUCUGAAGAAGAAAAAGAAAAAGAAGAAAGACUUAGAACAAUGUGAAGUGGAAGGUGGUAGCGUGGAGCUAGCAGAUUUAGCAGAUGACACCAGGAGAGAAGAGACAGACUUUCAAAUUAAUAAUAAUGUGAAUAAGGAGGAGGCACCAAAGAGGAAGAAAAAAAAGAAAAAGCAUCAAGAAGAUCAGGAUCAGGAUCCUGUUUUCCAAGGCAGUGACUCUAGUGGUUAUCAGAGUGACCAUAAAAAGAAAAAAAAGAAAAGGAAACACACUGAGGAGGCUGAAUUUACACCACUUUUGGAACAUUCAUCUAAAAGAAAAGGGAAAAGUAAUUUUCUUUGGUGAUUUUUAAAUCCAAUUCAGUUUUUAAAAAAUUAAUUCACAAACAGAAGAUAGACAGAUAUUUUCAGAGAUAUGACACGUUUGUAUUCGGGUAAUUUGCAAAAGAACUAGCAUUCAUUUGGGAGUUGAGGCUUUUUUUUAAAAUGUUAAAAUUAUAAAAGUGAUAAUUUGGCAAUACCAGUAUCAUUAAAGGACCAUUAUUUACAGGAUAAAAAGCUAAAAGCUCUCUGCUCUUGUGUUCUCCCAGUUUUUGCAUUCUGAAUCAAAUUAUUUGUACAGCCUCAAAACUAGCAAAAGAGCUUUGUUAUUCAUAUUAAUGAGUUGAAGUUGGGUUUUUGGUUUUUAUUAGUUUUUCCCCCCCACCAUUAGUCAUGAUAUUGCAUGACACUUUAUUUCGGUUUAUUUUUCAAGCAAGACAUUUACCAGUUUUAGGUUUUCGUUUCUCAUCUCUACUACAGUAGUACUCUACUGAAGUCUCCAGAUUUCUUAAGAAACACGCCACUGCUGACUAGUAGUGCAGUGUAUUGUUUUUUUCUUUAAAUCUAAAGAAAUUGAUAGGUCUUUUUCUCUUAUACUUGUUCAUUUGUGUCUCAGUUAUUCUGCCUUUAUUGUGUGUGUGACGAGGAGACUGAUAAAGACAAGGUAAAUGUGAUUCUGAAUAGUGAGGAAUUUCACCAUUUUUAAUAAUUGGGUUAGGAUACUAGAAAUAACCGCUCACUGCUUUCAAAUUGAGGAAAUAAGGAAUGUAUCUUAACUAACUGGAAAACAAUGAAAUGAUAAGUUGGUUCAUGGCUAUAUCCAUUCAUUGAAUAUGUAUUUGAUAAUCUGCCAGGCAAAUACAUUCAAUGAAGGUCCAGGGAUAGAAUACAAACAAGGUAGAUAUAGUUACUUCCCUCAUGGAAUGUCAUAGGACAACCAGAUUGAGUCACACACAACAUAGACAAGAAAAUAUAGAAAGUCAGUGAUGCUACAAAUGAAAAGAAAAUUGUACUCAGUGUUCGUUGUAUUCAUAUCUCUAAAUGAGUGCAGGGUUGAAUUAAGCCCCCAUGCCAACCAUUUUUCUUGCCCAUUUAUCUAGUAUCAGACAUAGUACAGUUUCACAUUAUAAUGACAGACUAUAGUUUGGAGUGUUACAGACUUUGACUUUUGUCUAUAGAGAGGUAUGCCAGACAUUGGGAGGGUGCAGGCCAGUCUUCCAUAUACUUUAGUUUCAUGUGGGGGUCAUCCCUUGAAAUGUGACUAGUCCAAAUUGAGAUGGACUGUCAGUAUAAAAUACAUACUGGAUUUUGAAGAUGUACCAAAAGAAUAUAAAAUAUUUCAAUUUUGUAUAUUGGUGAAAUGAUAUUUUUGGCCUAGUGGGUUAAAUAAAACAUUAAAAUUCAGCAUUUUAUUUUUGUACUAAAAGAUAAAUAUUGUAUAUGAAAUUCACAAACUAUUAUAGUUUCAGGGCUUAAUAAAGAGGCAUGCCAGAAUAUUUAAUAAAUAAAAUUUGAAUACAGAAUCGUGUGAAUAUAAAAAUUAAUUUUUAGUGAAACUUCUAAAUUCCCCUUUUAUAAAUAACAAGAAUGGUAUAUUUAUGCUAUUAAUGGAAAGAUACUUGUGGAUUAGUAAAAUAGCUAUAUCCCCACAUUAUUUGUAUUUUGCUUCUUUUAGUGCUCUGUUGGUCAUGUUGUAUUUUAAAAUGCUUUGUACCGUGAAGAAAAAAGCAGCAUAAAUUUGUUCAUACUUACAAUUUGAGUGCCUCUGAAAAGGCAGAGCUGGUCAUUUGCCUUGUCCAGAAUAUAGUAACUUUUUACCUCCAUGUAUUCUUCAAGACAUUUGCUGAAUACGCACAUUGUGACCCAAGGAGGUGUGGGAUUCUAGGUGGAGAAGUUACCAGAGGCCUGAGAAAUAUCAAAUAAAGCAAACCUGAGAUACUACCGUCUAUAGAAAGUUUUUCCAGACUAAAGUGGGCUAAAAGUACAUGCUUUAUAAUCAUCAUCAUUGUAUUGGGUGUUUUUUUAGUUGUAGCGCACUGUGUUAUGGUUUCAAGCAGUUUAUCUGUUUAUAAAACUUGUCUCUUGAUCAGAUUUGUCUUGUCCAAAUAAUAAGUUUCCUGAGGAUCAGGGUUGUGCCCUCACUGUAUCUAGAAUGUUUAGCAGUGAAAUUAUCAACAGGCAUAUUUAAUUGAUAAUGAAAUGAAAAGCAUAGUUUCAAAUAGUAUCACUCUGCUUCUGAUGCCAUAGUCCUAAUCUUUUUACAUAUCAUGUCAAUAAAUGCACUAAGAGCUUUCCCUGUGCAUGAGACUUUUCAAGUAUUUUUGUUCCAUCAGUGUGUUAGUGAUAAUAACUUAAAUGGAAAACUCCUAGUGGUCAAAUUGAGUCUCUGACUUGCUUCAUACAUUCACAACAUGAACAAAAACUUAGGCAAAAAUUUAGUAAGCCAUAUUGGACAUUUUUUUCUUCCAAAAUGAAGACAUGGUACAAAAUCGUAUUUAUUUUUUUUUUAAAGGUCAAAUAACGAAAGUACCUCCGAAUCCUCAUCGUCAUUGAUCUAACUCCCUAUUCCUCUAGUUAACCCACACCCCCUUAACAUGACGGUGGUACUUCCCAGAGAUAACUACUAUUGUCAAUUCUGUGUAUAGUUUUAGACUGGUUUUUAAAUGGAUUUUAAAAUAUUACAAAAUUAAAUAAUAUUAAGCUAUUCAUACUCUUUAGACUUACUUUCAUUUGAUAUAGAUUAUUUCCCAUAUGAAUAUUAAAGGUAAUCUUACUCUUUCAUGCCUAUAAGAAUUUUAAUGUAUAAAUUGUUUCAUUUCCUAAUGAUGAAUAUUUAGGGUGUUUAUGUUUUCCCUUUUUUAGUAAACAUUGAGUAUAUAUGACUAUACAUCCUUAUUUGGCAUAAAGUGUUAGAAGUGGAAUUGCUGUAUGAAAAAAUAUUUUUUCUUACAUAUGAACAGCUAUUACAAAUGUUUACUUUUAUGUAAUCAAUGAUCUCAUGAGCUUCUCAGUGCUUUUGUAGAAGCACUUCCCACCCCAAGAUUAUAAUUUGUUUUCUUCCAGUACUUUCAUCACUUUACAUUUAAAAUUUUAGUCCAUCUGGAAUUGGUAUAUAGUUUGAUGUUCAUAUAUCCCCAAACUAUUCAUAUUUUCUCUAGAGUUGAGGACCUGUCUUCUACAUAGUACAUUCCACAUACUACAAAUAAUACUGUUUCUCUUCUGAUUACUUACACACUCUGCUACAGGAUCACACUGGUUAUUACCCUAGUGUGGUAGGCAGAAUUCUGAAAGGGCCGGAUUUCCCACUCUAAUCCUCAUAAAUGAAGAAGAUGAAUUUUACCUCCACGAUCUAUUAUAUACUAUAUUAUACAUUAUUAUAUAUUACAUGAUGCAAUUGACUUAAGAGAUGUUCUGGGUGUCCUAAUUUUAAAACAUAUCCCUUUAAAUGAAUUUUCUCCAGGUUAUGGCAGUAAAAGAGAUUUGAAAUAUGAGGUUUUGAUGUAUCCCUUACUGAAGACAGGAAGGUGGCAAGGUGAGUGGCCUAGAACUACCCCUGGUCACGAGCCCAGAGGAAAAUGCACCACAACCCUAUGUCCACAAUCAGUUUGUGUGCAUUUUCCCAGUGAUUGCUGAAGCAGAUUUACCCCAGGUCCUCCAGAUGAGAAUUCAGUCAGCUGACACCUUAGUUUCAAUUUUGUAAAAUCUCAAAGAGAAUCCACCCACACCUUCCCAGCCUGCUGACCAGUAGAAUUACAAACUACUGAGUGGAUGUUUGAAGGUUGUGGUAAUUUGUUAAAUUGCCAUAGAAAGCUAAUAUACAAUGUUUUUAUGAUACAUUUUGAUGUCUGGUCAAAAUAACCUUUAAUGAACCAUUUAAAAAUUAUAUUGGUUCAUGUCUUGUUAAAACUUUUUGGAUUUUGUUGAAAUUGAGAGAUUGAGAUGAUUGACUUCUAUAAAUACUUAGAUUUCUUAGUCAAUAAACAUGUAAAGUCUUCAUUUAUUCAAGUCUUCAUUAUUUCAGUAGCAUUAGGCCUUUUAUAUAUCAUUAGUUUAUUUCCAGAAAUUUUAGCAUUUCUUGCUUUUGUUAGAUUUUUUUAAAUAUCACAUUUCAUAACUAGUUAUUACUGAUGUAUAAGAAAAUAAUUGAAUUCCUCCACUAACCUAUAUGACCAUAAAUGCUGAAGUUUUGUCUUUCAUUGGCCUCAAGUCACCACUGGUUUUAACCAGGUUUAUGAAUUUUUAUUCAUUAAUUCCUACUCUGCUCUUUAUUAAAGGGUAUACUUUUUUCAAAUCUCAUAUAGUAAUGAAAGUGACCCUAAAAUUUUCUGAUUUCAGUUUUGUGUGGAUCCUGUCAGUUUUUGUAUAUAGUAUUCUCAUUGUAUCUCGUUUAGAUAUCUCUCAAUUAUUCUUUGAUCCAAAAUUUAUUUAGAAGGAUAUUGUUGAAACUUUUGAAAGGUGGUUAAAGAUGAUGAUAUUUAUUGCUAUUGUUAGUUUCUAGCUGUUUCAUGCAUUGUCAUCUUCUAAGGUAGUCUCUGAUUUCUUCUUUUGGAAAUUGAGAUUUUCUUUGUGGCCCAGUACAUGGUCAGUUUUUAAAAUUAUUCUUUAAGUAUUUGAAAAUAAUAUCUUUUAGAAACAUCCAAAUAACUUUUAAAAAUAGUUUUAAUAUACUGUAAAGUGAGAACAAAAUUGAAAAACAAGGGCUAAAUAUGCACAUGAUAAUGAUUUGGCAUUUCUUCUGGGUAAUUCAUAGAAAGUUCACUAGAGGUUCAAAUCAGUAAAUACUGUUCUCCUUAUUAAAAGUAAAGAUGUUCAAAUAUUUGCUUGUAAACUUUUUUCUUUUAAACCUCUGCCUUGGCAGCGGUAAAUAAUGAUACUCUUUUGUCUUGUACCUCUUUCAAGUAAAUACUUAGUAUACUGGAUCAUCUUAAAGCCCUGUUGCUUUUUCUUAGACAUUAGACUGAUA